Caenorhabditis auriculariae is the source of this 1015-nucleotide messenger RNA. The record is from the annotation of a GenBank genome assembly. Lineage: Eukaryota; Metazoa; Nematoda; Chromadorea; Rhabditida; Rhabditidae.
AUGGCGAUUUCUUCAGCCAAAUCUGAAUCUUUUUCUCACGAAAAACGAUGGGUUGUUGUAUAUCCAGCUUAUUUGGACUCCAAGAAGUCUACAAAAGAAGGGAGAAAAAUCCCUAAAUUGCACGUAGGAUUUGAUUGGAAUUUUUAUAUUUUCUUUUCUUUUCUAGGCGGUUGAAGCUCCAACAUCAGCAGAAAUUCACGACGUACUAGCAGCUAGCGGACUGAAUCCUCUUCUUGAGGUUAUUUUUUUUUAAAAUACCUUUUGAUUUUUAUCAUACUCUUGAUUUCAGAGAAGUAAGAUGUACACUCGCGAUGCGGAUCGAGAGCCUUCCUCCCAAGGAAGAGUUCGUGUCCAGUUGAAAAAUGACGAUGGGACACCGAAGAGUUUGCAGUAUCCAACCCGUUAGUAAGCAUCCAACAAUUCAUCUCGAAAACUGCUUUAUAGGUGCCGCUUUGUACAAGUUUAUUGCUGAAAUGAUUCCGAAGCUCAAGUCACGACAACCAGGAUACGUGGCUCCUGCCGCCGCGGCUUCAAUCGCCGCUGGAAAAAAGAACAAGAAAAAGAAAUAGAGUCAGUUCAUAUUCAUUUAAAACAAAACAAAAAGCCUUAGGGGAAUUAUUUUGAAGCAAUCUAGUUAUAUAAAUUUUUGGUUAAAAAUUUUUUUUGUUUUAUAAUUGGAUGUACCGUUGGAUGUUUAAAGUUUUCAGUUUUAAAGCUCAAAAAAAGUUACACAGCACUUGAGGUUACCAACGUUAUAUGAAAAAGGUUGAGAAGAGAAAUGGUUGUCGACGGCUAAAUAUGCCGUUUUUUUCUCGUUAACUUCUCGUAUAUUUAUAUUUUCAUAUAUUUAUUAUUGUUUUUUUUAGCCGUUUGUAACUUAUUUGAAAAACCGUAAAGUUUGUGGGAAACAUUUUCAACACCGAAAAACAUCAUUUUUCUUUCUGCGGAACAGUUUUCGAUCUUCACUCAACCAAAACGAUACUUUUUUCAGGUUGCGGUACAAUCUUCCUUCUGA